UAUUAUUAGUUAUUUACCCCCAUCUCGGAUCCAUCUCUCUCCAUUACACAAACAAAACCAUCUCUCAAACUUGAAAUAUUUACUUAUUUUUAUGAAAAGAGCAGCAGAGAGCUUCUUCUUCAAUUCUAUUAUAUCUCUGCUUUAGUUUCUGUUGGUGAUCUGCUUUUUUAUGGCUCUGCUUACUUUUGUACCUGAGGCCACGGAGCCCAAGAACAAGAAGAAAGCACCACCGUCAAAACGCAGGCAAAAGCAGUCGUCGAGCUCUAAAAAGCAACAAAACCCACCAUCCUCAUCCUCAUCCUCAUGGGACCAGAUCAAGAACCUGCUCACCUGUAAACAGAUCGAAGGGUCAAGAGUUCAUGACCCAUCAAAGAAUCAUAACAUCGUCAAUGGUGGUGCAGGCGCAGCUGCUGCCGGGUACUCGAAGCUGGGGUCUUCUUGCAGCUCCAUUUGCAGCUUCAGAGAUGUCGUUCAUGGCAACACCAGGGUCGUUCACAGAGCCGACAACUCGCCUGAGAGUAGCUCGCUGGGUCAGGAAACUGGGUUACUGGGUCGGAAACAUGUGACUCGGUCUUCCUCCUCUAGAUCCAACGCUACUGGGACUAGUGCUGCUUAUAAUACUACGUCCGCCUCCUCCUCCUCCAGAGGAAUGCAAUUCAGGAAGCUCUCUGGCUGUUAUGAGUGCCACAUGAUCGUUGACCCUAGCAGGUACCCAAUUCCGAGGUCUAGUGUUUGUGUUUGCUCUCAGUGCGGAGAGAUCUUCCCCAAGAUGGAUAGUUUGGAACAUCACCAAGCAAUUCGCCAUGCUGUAUCGGAGCUGGGAGUUGAAGAUUCCGGCCGAAACAUUGUGGAGAUAAUCUUCAAAUCAAGCUGGCAGAAGAAAGACAUUCCCAUCUGCAAGAUCGAACGGAUACUAAAGGUUCACAACACGCAGCGCACGAUCCAACGCUUCGAGGACUGCCGGGAUGCCGUGAAGAACCGUGCGCUGGGCACCACACGAAAGAACCCCAGGUGCGCAGCGGACGGGAACGAGCUGUUGCGGUUCCACUGCACCAGCAUCUCGUGCACGCUCGGCGCACGUGGCUCUUCCAGCUUGUGCGGCUCCGUACCGGGCUGCGGAGUGUGCACGAUCAUCAGGCAUGGCUUCCAAGGCAAAGCCGGAGGGGAAGGGGGCAAGGGAGUGCGGACCACUGCCAGCAGCGGUAGGGCCCACGACUCCUUGAGCUGUACGGAAGGGCGCAGGGCCAUGCUGGUGUGCCGUGUAAUUGCUGGCAGGGUCAGGCGCAUUGCGGACGAUGCGCCGACGGAGGAGGAUGCGUUGUCGUCCUUGUCGGCUCCUGGCUCCUACGAUUCUGUAGCCGGAUUCGCCGGAAUAUAUUCAAAUCUCGAGGAGCUGGUGGUUCAUAAUCCGAGGGCCAUCCUCCCAUGCUUCGUAGUCAUUUACAAGGCUCUAGAGUCGUGAUUAACGUCGUCGUUUUUAAACCCUAUUUGGCGUUCCUCUUCAUUAUCUUAAUGUGAUCAAAGGUCAACUGUACUGACUUGUCUAUUUUUCUGGCUGAUUUAUGUGUUGGUGUAUAUAGAUGAUAUUCUCUAUCAUUUUCACAUGGUAAUGCUAGUAAGGCCUACUUUUUUUGUUUCU
Prunus avium (sweet cherry) is the source of this 1639-nucleotide messenger RNA. Its product is annotated as C2H2-like zinc finger protein. Lineage: Eukaryota; Viridiplantae; Streptophyta; Magnoliopsida; Rosales; Rosaceae. The record is from RefSeq and is a predicted model, not a curated record.